Paracoccidioides brasiliensis Pb18 is the source of this 585-nucleotide messenger RNA. RefSeq lists its product as uncharacterized. The record is from RefSeq and is a predicted model, not a curated record. The transcript is spliced from 2 exons. Gene Ontology annotation, cellular component: mitochondrion. The coding region runs from base 1 to 585 and encodes 194 amino acids.
AUGGCUGCAAGCACAACAACGUCCACAGACACCGCCACCACAACUCCGCCAACCCCCGCCUCUCAACCAUCGCCUCCAAACGUUAAUAUACGGAAUCCCCUACCUCUAUCGGCUUCGCAGGAAGCGCAAGUCAGAGAUCUAUACUAUAAGCGGGUAAGGGGCUAUUGCGCGGCAGAGAUCAAAGACCGUGCGCACUGCUACUCAAUCCCAUCCCCUCUCGCUCUCCAUCUUAAAAACCUCCCAUAUCCCAAAUCAAUACAUCUAACCAAGCCCCUCCGACCCCCAGAAUUUGCUGCCUGCGCCAUAAACCGCACCAUAACCGCAACAUGGGUAUGUCGCAAGCAACGCCUUGCCAUGAACGCCUGCAUGGUUGAGCACGCCAAGCCCGAAGUGGAGGAUCGCGCUCGCGAAGAGUGGUUUGCCGGUCGUGAGGAGCGGAGGAGAGCUCGCGAGUUGCAGAGAAAGAAGACUGAGGAGCGGCAGAGGGAGGUUAUGCAGAUGACGAGGGAUGAGGAGGAGAGGAGGAGAAAGGCGACGGCUGAAGGGGCGGCAGCUAAUGGGAAAGGGAAAGGGUGGUUUGGAUAG